AUGAAUCCCUUUCAGCAGCAAAAGGCCGCUAAGGCCUGGCACCGCAUUGGUCUUGUAUCCUCAAUCCCGGAACUCGAGAAUCACGACGGCUAUCGGAUGGCCCCAAAAUGCAAGGCUUUCAUCAUUCCCAAGGAUGGAACCUCAGACCCUCAGGCUCCAGAAGAAGCGGAUCUGGACUUCUCGUUCAAUUUAGCGAAUCAGGUUCUUGUUUUUAAAUAUCAAGGGAAAGUCCAUGCCGUUGAUCAUCAAUGCCCGCAUGCAACCUUCCCUCUAUCCCAGGGUAAAUUGUUCGACAUUGAGGACUUCGGUGUCAAGCUCAGCACCGGGCUUACAUGUCCCAAGCAUGGCUGGUCUUUCGAUAUUUUCACCGGCAAGGGAGAUCGAGGCAAUUACAAUCUCAAACUCUGGGAGAUUGAUCUGCGAGAGCCUUCUUCAACGGUCGAGACUUCUGAUGAUGACAAGGAAGUCUGGGUGAGACCUAAACAGCGAAUUGGUUGA
Molecule: messenger RNA, 498 nt
Organism: Penicillium pulvis
Lineage: Eukaryota; Fungi; Ascomycota; Eurotiomycetes; Eurotiales; Aspergillaceae
Product: Rieske (2Fe-2S) protein
Exons: 2
Coding region: 1-498 (165 amino acids)
Molecular function (GO): 2 iron, 2 sulfur cluster binding
Source: RefSeq, a predicted model, not a curated record